This is a messenger RNA of Stomoxys calcitrans (stable fly), 1555 nucleotides long. It is a transcript of the gene Idgf4, whose product is annotated as chitinase-like protein Idgf4. The transcript is spliced from 3 exons. The record is from RefSeq and is a predicted model, not a curated record. Bases 127 to 1458 code for a protein of 443 amino acids. Gene Ontology annotation, cellular component: extracellular region. Gene Ontology annotation, biological process: chitin catabolic process; carbohydrate metabolic process. Lineage: Eukaryota; Metazoa; Arthropoda; Insecta; Diptera; Muscidae. Gene Ontology annotation, molecular function: chitin binding.
GAUUUUAGUUUGUAUUUCAAAUUCGGUGCGUAAAGAUCGCCGGAGAUCGUUGAUUGUGUGCUCUGUGUGUUUGUGUGCCUAUAGAGAAUUUAUAGUAAAUUUUUGUGACUUGAAAACGAAGCAAAAAUGAAAUCAUUUGUUGUGCUGUGUGCCUUUUUGGGGGCCAUUGCCAUCCAACAAGGCUCGGCCAGUACUGCCUCGACUUCUCAUUUAGUUUGCUAUUAUGAUGGCAAUUCCUACGUACGUGAAGGUCUCGCUAAAUUGACUUUGCCCGAUUUGGAGCCAGCACUGCAAUUCUGUACCCACCUUGUCUACGGUUAUGCCAUCAUCAACCCCACAAGCAACAAAUUGGUGAGCCGUAAUGAAAAACUUGACUUGGAUGUGGGUACUGGCCUGUACCGCACCGUCACCGGCUUGAAGAAGAAGUUCCCUCACCUUAAGGUGUUGUUGAGUGUUGGUGGUGACAACGAUGAAGUUGAUAAUGAUAACAACAAAUAUUUGGCUAUGUUGGAUUCUACCGAUGCCCGUAUACCGUUCAUCAACAGCGCCCAUGCCUUGGUCAAGACCUAUGGCUUCGAUGGUUUGGAUGUGGCCUGGCAGUUCCCCAAGAAUAAGCCAAAGAAGGUUCAUGGAUCUUUUGGUAAAUUCUGGAAGGGUAUUAAGAAAACGUUCACCGGAGACUUUGUGGUUGAUGAGAAGGCUGAGGAACACAAGGAAGCGUUCACCACCUUGAUAAGAGACUUGAAGAAUGCUUUGCGUCCCGAUGGUUAUUUGUUGGGUCUUACCGUGUUGCCCAAUGUCAACUCUUCAUUGUUCUUUGAAGUGCCUGCCAUUGUCAACAAUUUGGACUAUGUCAAUUUGAUGGCUUUUGAUUUCCAAACUGCUGCACGUAAUCCCGAAGUUGCUGAUUUCCCUGCUCCCAUCUAUGAGCUCAAUGAACGUAAUCCCGAAUCCAAUGUCAACUUCCAAGUUCAGUAUUGGUUGGACCACCAUUGCCCUGCCUCCAAGAUCAAUGUGGGCAUUGCUGCCUAUGCUCGCUCCUGGAAGAUGACUGAAGACUCUGGUCUCACCGGUCUGCCCCCAGUGUCGAAGACCGACAAAGCUGGCCCCGCCGGUUUGCAAACACAAACUGACGGCCUUUACAGUUGGCCUGAGGUUUGUGCCAAAUUGCCCAACAAUGCCAAUGCCCAUCUGAAGGGCGCCGAUCAACCAUUGCGCAAGGUUGGUGAUCCCACCAAACGUUUCGGCAACUAUGCCUACCGUGCCGCCGACGAUAAGGGUGAGAAUGGUAUCUGGGUUGGCUACGAAGAUCCCGAUACGGCUGCCAACAAAGCAGGCUAUGCUAAGGCUAAGGGUUUGGGUGGUGUGGCUCUUGUUGAUUUGUCCUACGAUGAUUUCCGUGGCGCCUGCUCUGGUGACAAAUAUCCCAUCUUGCGUGCCAUCAAAUACAAGUUGUAAACAUCAUAAGUUAAGAGAUUGAGCGAAAAGUGUUUCCUGAAAUUUUGUUUUUAUUUAGACAUUCUAUCGUAAAUAAAUGUUGAAAAAUUUAAAAAAA